AUGCGGAGCGGGGGGUCCUGGAACCUCCUAAAGCAUCUGCUGGACGAGACCAACACCAAGUCGAACCAGCGGAGCACGCUGGAAAGAGCGCUGCACGGGGCCAGGCAAGAAUCCUCGGACGAGGAGGUUAUGGAAAGGUUGAUCGCGAAGUACUUGCCGGUAGCCUCCGGUCCGGCGUCCCCCAUCCCAGAAUAUGGGGGCGUCGCGAACCCGGAGCUGGAUGCGGAGUUUGGUGUCGAGGAGAUCCGGCGGGCCCUGCACGAUUUAAACGGCAGGUCGGCCCCGGGUCCGGAUAGAGUUACAAACAAGGCACUGAGGAACUUGGACGACAAGUCGGUGGAGUACCUGACGGACGUUAUCAACAAGAUGUGGAACGACGGAAAAGUACCGGAGAUGUGGAGGAGGGCUUCCACCAUUCUCAUCCCCAAACCGGAUAAUUGA
Messenger RNA from Dermacentor silvarum, 441 nucleotides. RefSeq lists its product as uncharacterized. The record is from RefSeq and is a predicted model, not a curated record. Bases 1 to 441 code for a protein of 146 amino acids. Lineage: Eukaryota; Metazoa; Arthropoda; Arachnida; Ixodida; Ixodidae. The transcript is spliced from 2 exons.